AUGGCAAAGAAUCGAGUUGCGCCUAUCAAGACUAUAACUUUACCAAAACUAGAACUUAUGGGGGCUGUAAUUGGAGCAAGACUUGCUGAUCAUAUCUGCAAAAACUUUCCAGAUACUUUCAGUGAAAUACAAUUUUGGAGUGAUAGUCAAAUCGUACUUAGUUGGCUUUCAUCCGUAAAACCACAGAGACAAUUUAUCAAAAACAGAAUUGAAGAAAUUAAAAGUUUGUGUGGAGAUAAUGUAUGGAGAUACUGCCCUACGAAAGACAAUCCCGCAGAUCUACUUACACGUGGUAUAACAUCUGAAGAACUGCAACAGAACGAAAUAUGGUUUAGUGGACCUAAAUGGUUACACAGCAAAGAAGAUUGGCCGACAUGGAACGGAAAUAACGUAACGUCUAGUGUAUGUACAACUAUGUCGGAGAACGAUGACAAAAUUGAGUCAAUGGAGAAAAAUCAAAAUGUAUGUAUUGGUAUAGGAGAAAUCAUAGAUAUUGAACGGUACAAUUCUUAUAGAAAACUAACCCGCAUUACCGCAUAUGUAAUGAGAUUCGCAACAAACUGCAGAGCAACGGAAACCGAACGAAAGAAAGAUUUGUUACGUAGUGAUGAAAUUGAAAAUGCAAAAUUCCUAUGGAUAAGAUAUACACAAGGUAAAAUAUUUAGUGACGAAAUAAAUUGUAUAGAUAAUUCUACAAAACGUAAAACACUUGUGCAACAAUUAAAGCUCUUUCUAGACGAAAAGCAAUGUUUACGAAGUGGUGGCCGCCGAAUAGACAAUGCGACAGUAGGAGAAACAGUCAAGUUUCCAUAUCUGUUACCGGCAAAGGACCGUCUCACACAUUUGAUAGUGUUAGAAGCACAUGAUAAUACACUACAUUCAGGAAUAAAUAUCACUCUAGCAUACAUACAACAAACAUUUUGGAUUCCGAAAUUAAGACAGUGCGUCAAAUCUAUAUUGAUGAAAUGUGUAACGUGCCGAAAAGUAAUCGGAAAAUAUUAUCCCGCACCAGAAAAUCCACCAUUACCAAAAGAGAGAGUUCAAGAUGCCACACCCUUUAGCAUAACCGGUGUAGACUUCACAGGUGCGCUAACGACAAGAAACAGACACAACGAAGAAUCGAAGGUUUACAUUUGCCUAUUUACAUGUGCUGUCACUCGAGCCGUACAUUUGGAAUUAGUUUACGAUCUCAGCGAAGAAUCUUUUUUAUUGUGUUUCCGGAGACUUGUAAGUCGACGAUCAGUGCCGAAAAUAAUGAUGUCAGAUAAUGCGCUAACAUUUAAAGCUGCUUCAAACGAAAUUUCACGACUUUGCAAUUCUAGAAAAGUUAAAGAAAAUAUUCAGAAUUAUGGCAUUAAAAUUGAAUCGAAGUUCAUCCCAAAAUAG
This is a messenger RNA of Mytilus trossulus (common blue mussel), 1386 nucleotides long. RefSeq lists its product as uncharacterized. Lineage: Eukaryota; Metazoa; Mollusca; Bivalvia; Mytilida; Mytilidae. The transcript has a single exon. The coding region runs from base 1 to 1386 and encodes 461 amino acids. The record is from RefSeq and is a predicted model, not a curated record. Gene Ontology annotation, molecular function: nucleic acid binding. Gene Ontology annotation, biological process: DNA integration.